Dothidotthia symphoricarpi CBS 119687 is the source of this 999-nucleotide messenger RNA. RefSeq names its product HET-domain-containing protein. The record is from RefSeq and is a predicted model, not a curated record. The annotation marks the transcript as partial. Lineage: Eukaryota; Fungi; Ascomycota; Dothideomycetes; Pleosporales; Dothidotthiaceae. The transcript is spliced from 2 exons.
AUGUCUAAUGCGACAUUGCACCUUCCCAAUCGGACUCGCGUCAGGACCGAAUCAGAGCCAUCGUUGGCGUGUGUACGCAAACGACCUCGUAGUGGAAGCCAUGAAACCAUCUUGAAUCCUAAGCGAGAGCGGCUCGACACUUUCGAACAUGCUCCCUUGGACUUGGAUGCAAGCUCAAUACGUCUCGUCCAAGUCCUAUCUUCUGAUCCCAAAGACGACCUAAUACGAUGCCACGUCCGCCAUGCGACGAUUGAUGCUAACUAUAUCUGUCUGUCAUAUGUAUGGGGACCAGCGGAUGACUAUCACACAAUCCUCAUUGACGACCGCCCCUUUCGUGUACGACGCAACCUAUGGGAUUUUCUAAGAACGAACGAUAGCAUCGCAUUCCACUUUGAACAACCGCUCUGGAUUGACGCAAUAUGUAUCGACCAAAAUAACACCUCUGAGCGGAACCACCAGGUGCAACAGAUGGGCAAAAUUUACGGAAGCGCGCAGAACGUAAUUGCGUGGAUGGGGGAUGAGCCAGUCCUCGCUUCUCUUUUCCGUGGGAUUAGAACCGAGUGGCAUCACGGACGCUUGAUACCACCAGACAAGUUCCGCAAAGGCAUUCCUGACCUUAGUAAGAACGAGUACUGGACGAGAGCCUGGAUCACACAGGAGAUUACGUUGGCCAAACACGUAUAUCUCCUCGCAGGCGAAGAAGCAGUAGGUCUCACUGACUUUGACAGUGCCGUUGUACACAACAGCACUCACGAUGCUGUCAUAGCAAGCUAUACACGCUUCGGUCUGGAUCUUCCCUGGCGACCUUCUCUCGACAUGAAAUCACGCGACGUUGAACACACUUUAUUAGAGUACCUGUGGAUUUCUAGGUCAAAACAGUGCUCGGAUCCGCGCGACAAAAUCUACUCUCUUCUUUCCAUGGCUCGAGACGCAGUGGACAUUCAGGUCGAUUACGCUAUCCAGACAAUUCAGCUCGCUUUGAACAUUCUCAAUCGCUAC